CUGGAGUGAAGCCGUUCCGCACAUGCGCAGUUGCAGAGUUUCCCCGGUGAUCUGAGAGAGGAGCUGGUGCUCGUGCAGGAGAAGCAAAUGGAAGUCUUUCUGCCAAUCGUUUGCUUUUGCUUUGUGCCCCUUUCAAAUUUAUCAAACACUUGAGGAGAUCCCACUAAGUUAGAGUGUACCUCAGAAUGCUGAAAUCGGAAGAGCUUACAGAUGAAGAUGAGGUUCUGCCAAAACUGAACAUUAUAGAGGUUAAAUGUGAGGAUGUGAUUUUGCCAAUUUGCUCAAACACCGAGGAAACAUCUCCCAGAGUUCUCUGCUCAGACACAUUCCACAGAAACGAUGGAGAUGGGAUGGAGAGAAGUCACCAGUGCCUCCAGUGUGGGAUGUGUUUUAGUGAAGAGGACAGCUUCCAGCGUCACCUGCGCAUUCACGCUGGAGAUAAACCGCAUUUCUGUUCAUAUUGUGGAAAUAGUUUUAGCCUGCUGAGUCAUCUUUACUUACACCAGCGUGUCCACAAGGAAGAUGGUCCAGACGAUGGUCCAGACGAUAGUCUAGGAGCUGGUCAAGAUGAUAGUCUAGGAGCCGGUCGAGGAGCUGAGCAAAGAGCUGCUCUAGGACUUGGUCCAAGAGCUGGUCGAGGAGAUGGUCAAGAAGAUAGUCCAGACCAUAGUCUAGGACCUGGUCUAGGAGCUGGUCAAGAAGAUAGUCCAGACCAUAGUCUAGGACCUGGUCUAGGAGCUGGUCAAGAAGAUAGUCCAGACCAUAGUCUAGGACCUGGUCUAGGAGCUGGUCAAGAAGAUAGUCCAGACCAUAGUCUAGGACCUGGUCUAGGAGCUGGUCAAGAAGAUAGUCCAGAGAAUAGUCUAGGAGCUGGUCUUGUAGCCGGUCUACAAGCUGGUCGAGGACCUGAUCUACGAGCUUGUCGAGGAGCUGGUACAGACGAUAGUCAAGGAGCCGGCCUACGAGCUUGUCAAGGAGCUGGUCCAGGAGCUGAUCGAGGAGCCGGUCAAAGAGCUGGUCUAGGACCUGGCCAAGCAGCUGGUCGAGGAGCUGGUUUAGGAGCUGGUCUAGGAGCUGGUCAAGAUGGUAGUCUAGGAGCUGGUCCAGGAGAUGGUCUAGAUGAUAGUCUAAGAACUGGUCGAGGAGCCGGUCCUGAAGCUGGUCGAGGACCUGGUCUAGGACGUGGUCUACAAGCUGGUCUAGGAGCUGGUCUACGAGCUGGUCUCAAUAUUCAUGAAAAGAGCACCAUAAAACCUCAGGACUACAAACCAGACAAGCCCCACGGCUGUCCAGAAUGCGGGAAGAGCUUCAAACGACGCACCGAUCUCAGAAUUCAUCUGCACGUCCACACAGGCGACAAACCGCAUCACUGCACGGAAUGUGGGAAAACCUUCAACCGGCGCAGCCAUCUCCAGCGACACCAGCGCAUCCACACCGGAGACAUGCCGUAUCAGUGCUCCACCUGCGGCAAGAGCUUCAACCACCAGCUCCACCUCGAGAUCCACCAUCGCACCCACACGGGAGAGAAGCCGUACUCGUGUUCGCAGUGCGGAAAGAGGUUUAAUCAGAAGUGUCACCUUCUACGCCACGAGCGAUUUCACGCCGGAGAGAAACCGUUCCAGUGCUCCGAAUGUGGAAGGAGCUUUUCACUUCAGAGUCAUCUCCAAGCGCACAAUCGCGUCCACACGGGCGAGAGGCCGUAUCACUGCUCGGAGUGCGGCAGGAACUUCACCUUGCAGAGUCAUCUCCAGGAGCAUCUGCGAACUCACACCGGAGAGAAGCCGUACCACUGCGCCGAGUGCGGCAAGACCUUCAACCGCCAGAGCAACCUCAGACUGCACCAGCGAGUUCACUCCGGAGACAAGCCGCACAAUUGCUCAGAGUGCGGGAAGACCUUCAUCCAGCGCAGUCAUUUCCUGAGACACCAGCGCGUUCACACCGGAGAGACGCCGUACGUCUGCUCCGAUUGCGGCAAGAGCUUCCGAUACUCCAGUACUGUAAGUAAACACAGCUGCCAGAAGAGUCAGGGCGAAGGAAUAGAAAGUACUGAUAACAGUCCGGAUCUACUGGACCAACAAAUCAGCUGACCGCCAGAACAAAGCUUGACUUUAUUGAAUAGGUGAAAGUCAUUAAUAGCUAGCGAGCAGGAAUGCUAAUGCUAACAACUGGACUCGAGGGUGGCUACUAACUUUAAGAACUUUUUUUACAGCUGUAGUUGGUUUCUCUGGUCUGAAUCAGUCUGAUGUUCUGAUGAGUUUGUUUACUUAAGCGUUUUCUUCCUCGGUUUGGUUUGUUUUCACACAGGCAAAAACGUUAAGGCAAUCAAAUCCCCAACAAAUCAUGUAAGCAUGUUGUCUCCUCUGAUUGGUCAGAACUGUCUAAAGUAAAUGCAUCUCAAAAAAUUAGAAUAUCAUUAAAACGUUACUUUAUUUUAGUAAUUCAUAUAUAUUAUAUAGAUAUAUAAAACACAAAGUGAUACUAUGCUUCUGAGACUCCAUACACUAUAUACUAGUGCAUGUAAAAAAAAAUAUUUCAUUGGAAAGUUACUUUAUUUUUAAGCAAUUCAGUUCAAAAUGUGAAACUCAUAUAUUAUAUAGAUGUAUUAAACACAGAGUGGUCUAUUUUAAGUGUUCAUUUCU
Molecule: messenger RNA, 2639 nt
Organism: Astyanax mexicanus (Mexican tetra)
Lineage: Eukaryota; Metazoa; Chordata; Actinopteri; Characiformes; Acestrorhamphidae
Product: zinc finger protein 696-like
Exons: 2
Coding region: 186-2087 (633 amino acids)
Biological process (GO): regulation of DNA-templated transcription
Molecular function (GO): RNA polymerase II cis-regulatory region sequence-specific DNA binding; DNA-binding transcription factor activity, RNA polymerase II-specific
Source: RefSeq, a predicted model, not a curated record